UUAUGAUUGAUCCUGGAUUGGAUGUACACAAAGCUACUGCGUUCUAGUACAUUUAAUUGAAGCUUCUAAAUAAUCAAUGUAUCAUAUCAUUGUAACUCAGGAUAGAUAAUUUUCCGGCCUUCAAGUGUUACUUAAAAAAAGAACAAUUGACAUAUUGUAAUAUGUAAAGAUAUUUGUUAGAGUAGAAAAAUCUCUUGCGAAGUUUUGUAGAAAUUGUGCACAUUUCUCUUAAGCAAACCUAUCACAUUAAAGUUAUGUAUAUAAACGCGUUUAGAGUAUGUGCAUUCUGGAUAUGUAUUAUCAGCAUGCUUCAUCUUGAACUGGCAGAGGAACCUGUAUGCACAUCACGAUUUGAUUAUGAUCUAAAGAUCGUUGAAAAAUUUUACGAAAUGGAUCAGAAAAUCAAAAGGGCUGAAGAAGAAAUACGAAGGCAACGGCAGCUUAUUGACAGAUUUUCCACUGAUGGUGAAGUUUUUAUCUUUAUAGGGAGUGGUUCAGUGUAUGUUAGAUGGGGCCGAAACAUAUGUCCAGAACAUGCAGCGGUUAUAUACAACGGCUACGUCGCUGGAAAGAAAUACGAUGACGAAGGUGGUGGGAGUGAUUCCUUGUGUCUUCCCUCUGAUCCAGUUUGGUCUAACUAUAGUGAUGGGGAUGACAGAAACAGGGGAUUCAUUUACGGGACAGAAUUUGACGAGGAGGGUGUCAAUAUAUUUGGUUACUCGGUUCUUCAACAAGACGUCCCAUGUGUCGUCUGCAAAACCCAAAAGUCAGCACUUGUCAUGGUCCCGGCAAGGGCCAAAUGCUAUCCUGGUUGGAAAGAGGAAUACAGUGGAUAUCUCAUGUCGGCUUAUCGUUCUCACCCCGGACCUCAUAACCAUAUCUGUGUGGACAGUGAUCCAGAGUUCAUACCUCGCGGUAGCAAUAAUGAUAAUGAACAUAUUUUAUAUCUCAUGGAAGCUCGAUGUGGUUCACUACCUUGUCCGCCUUACGUUGAAGGAAGAGAGCUUCCCUGUGUUGUCUGUUCUGCCUAACUACAACAUCAUGUAAUUGACAUAAUAUUCCACUACAUUGUUAGACUGAAAAAGGGUUAACUUAUUAAAGUAGGAAGUAGUAUAAUUCACCUUCGACCGUGAGAAAAGUCUUCUGUAGUUGCCAACGAGAGUAAAUUUCAGCGUUGUUGUUAUUUUUGUUUAACUUUGCAACACGUGCCAAAAUGUAUUUGUAUCGAAAUAUUAUAAAGUAACACCUAAAUGAGAAUUAAUGUUACUAUAGUGUAACUCAAUCUUUAGAUAUCAGAGCUAGUUGUAAACACUACCUACUUCAACGGCCAAACUGUUUGACUUUCUAACUUUAAUUCAAGCUACCGUCUAGUUUGACAUUAAGACAUAAGCUUGGCUUUUCUUCUUAUGUCUAACAAUAUUUCUAUUAUUAGUAAAGACAGUGAUAAGCAGCUCCAUACAAAGGUACAAUGUAGGAAGCAAAGUGUUCAAUAAAGGCUGCUGAUGUAUCAGCGAGUGUUAUAUUGACGCAUCAAAACGAUUGCUUUCCAUAGUAUGUAUGAUUAACUUGGUAAUGUGACGUACCUAAACACACGCUACCAAUAAAACGCAGUUUUGUCUGAAAUUCAACGCCUUCAUGUUCAAUGUUUUUUUCAUCAUGAAUUAAAAAAUCAGUCUCAAUAUCAAGGUUCGUCGAAGCAAAUGCCCAUGGACAUUGUACAGACAUGUCAAAGUAACAUCAAUUUUGAUCCCAUAUGUGACCUUGACCUAUACUUUAGAAUAUUGCUUGGAAUUUAGCACAUAUUUACAAAAAUGUAGAUCAACAUGAUGUUAAUAAUAUAUUUAAAUUUCAAUUAUAACGAAUUUCGCAAAAUGUAUAUUUUAUUAAAUUUUCUACGCCAUCCCAUUCAAAUAAAGAUCAAAAUGUGUUUUUAGAACACGAGUGGAUACCAUUUAUAAGAAUACAGAGGUGUAGAUAUGGAAACUGUUUAAAUAUCAUACAGAUAUGAAAGUCUCAUUUAGAUAGUGCACUAUAACGACGUUUUUUUUUCUAUUUUCAUCAUUAUCAAUUUCUUCCCCUAAGAAAUUUUCUCUCUAGUUUGUAUAUUCUAGACAUUUUUGUGACUUUUCAAAAAUGAUUUGAACUCGUUAAAUGAAUAAAUGUUUAUGACUGCAUA
Molecule: messenger RNA, 2176 nt
Organism: Mercenaria mercenaria
Lineage: Eukaryota; Metazoa; Mollusca; Bivalvia; Venerida; Veneridae
Product: short-chain collagen C4-like
Exons: 3
Coding region: 255-1031 (258 amino acids)
Source: RefSeq, a predicted model, not a curated record